Molecule: messenger RNA, 4094 nt
Organism: Gymnodraco acuticeps
Lineage: Eukaryota; Metazoa; Chordata; Actinopteri; Perciformes; Bathydraconidae
Product: probable G-protein coupled receptor 173
Exons: 3
Coding region: 1162-2361 (399 amino acids)
Biological process (GO): G protein-coupled receptor signaling pathway
Cellular component (GO): plasma membrane
Molecular function (GO): G protein-coupled receptor activity
Source: RefSeq, a predicted model, not a curated record
GAGAACGUGCGAGCUGCCUCCUUGCAAGCAGCCAUAAUUGGGAUUAUUCAGGAAUAAUUCGCCUAAUCCAGUCGCCUUGUUUUUCUUUUCCUUGUCAAAUCGUGAUUUCCACAGCGUUAUGGCGACGUGAAUCUGGAUUUGUCAGACAUGUAUCACGGAGGCUGCAUUUUUUUUUAUUGUGGACUAUAAUAAAAUGUCGCUGGAAAAACAAAGACUGAACAGUUCGGGGUAAAUACCUUUUUCUUUUUGACUGAAAGAUGGGAAAUAGUGACGUUUGGAGGCAGUUUUCUGUGUGGACUAAUUGCACCACCAGCCAAUAUACAUGCCAAGACCAUUCAUUUAUGGGAUGCGCGAUAUUUUCUUCCUCCUCUCCAACGUUUGUGGGUGGGUUAUUAUAAGCAUUGAAAAUCUGACAUCAUUUGGAUAUAUGUGAACACAACAAGGUAUGUUGUUUUUUCUAAAUCGCGUCUGUUUCUAAGCCUUCUGGAAAUCCACCUUCGACGUGAUGCAACAUAGAAAGCUGUUUUCUCGGAUGAUAUUCAGACACAAAUGAACACAUCCCUGUGACUGAGAAAGGGUGGCGGUGCUGGAUGUUUUUCUGUGGCACAGUCCUCACCCCGGAUUGUCUGAUCAGCUGUUGAUUUUUUUUAGUAUUAUCUUUAUUAUAAGAUUAUUAUAUGUUGCUCGAUUCGCGAUGGAUUAAUGCUUAACAGGUGUUGUUUGAGAGCACAGCGGGAGCAUGUGCUUAUUAUGUGCUUUUCUCUCGAUUUAACAAGCAGUGAGACAAAGCGACUGGGAUCCUUUUUUAGUUUUUUUGCCUUGAGAGAAGAGCCGAUCCAAAAAAGAUGAGGGGAUGAAAGCAACGGGCAAGGUAAUUACUGAGAGAGCCAAGGAGCUGGCAUGCUGUAGAGCUGCUGAUCUGAUCCCAGCCGCGGAGAAACAGGAAGGCAAAGAUUUCCACAGUGUUGCCCAACACAGCACUUCAAUAUAUGCACGCUGCUUAAUGUGGCGAGGUUGUGGACAAAGAGGAAAAAGAUGAGUCUGUCAUGUAGAAAAGAUCCUCACGGCCUCUCCUUGUAGAGACGAGGGAGCCGUGUGGAGAGGGGGUUUGUAGCGUUUAUACAAAUACAAAAAAGGCCCCCCCGAACGGAAGGUGAAACAAUGGCUAACCAGAGCUUCGCCAUCGAUGGACCGGGCAGUUUGCUGGCGGUUCUGGCUUCUCAGAGCGGCAUGUCGAGGGGAGGAAGCAGCAGCAGUGGUGGAGGCAGCACUGGAGGAAUCUCUGCCACAGAUGUGUCCGCCUACUUUAAGCUGGUCUUCUUGGGUCUGAUCAUCUGUGUCAGCCUGGUGGGGAACCUCCUGGUCUCCCUGCUCGUGCUGAGAGACCGGACCCUUCACAAGGCGCCCUACUUCUUCCUGCUGGACCUGUGCCUGGCCGACGCCGUCCGCUCGGCCGCCUGCUUCCCCUUCGUGCUCGUGUCUGUGCACAACAGCUCGGCCUGGACCUACAGCGCCUUGAGUUGUAAGAUUGUGGCGUUCAUGGCGGUGCUGUUUUGUUUUCACGCUGCCUUCAUGCUGUUUUGCGUCGCCGUCACACGCUACCUUGCCAUCGCCCACCACCGAUUCUACGCCAAGCGAAUGACCAUCUGGACGUGCACCGCCAUCAUCUCCAUGGUGUGGACUCUGGCCGUGGCCAUGGCGUUCCCGCCGGUGUUCGACGUGGGGACGUACAAGUUCAUCCGCGACGAGGACCAGUGCAUCUUCGAACACCGCUACCUGAAGACCAACGACACCCUGGGCUUCAUGCUCAUGCUGGCCGUCGUGGUGCUGGCGACCCACGGCUUCUACGCCAAGCUGCUGCUGUUUGAGUACCGGCACCGCAAGAUGAAACCGGUCCAACUGGUGCCAGCCAUCAGCCAGAACUGGACCUUCCACGGUCCCGGGGCGACAGGGCAAGCCGCGGCCAACUGGAUCGCAGGGUUCGGUCGCGGCCCCAUGCCUCCGACUCUGCUGGGCAUCCGUCAGAAUCUACACAAUCAGCAUCGGCGUCUGCUGGGGAUGGAGGAGGUUCGGUCGGAGAGGAGACUGGGCAGGAUGUUCUACACCAUCACCCUGCUCUUCCUGGUCCUCUGGGCGCCCUACAUCGUGGCCUGCUUCUGGAGGGUGUUCGUGAAGUCCUGCACCAUCCCCCAGCGGUACCUCUCCAUCACGGUGUGGAUGAGCUUCGCCCAGGCCGGAGUCAACCCCAUCUUCUGCCUCCUGCUCAACGAGGACCUGAGGAAAGUGCUGAGGGCUCACCUGCCCACCUACUGGAGGACUAAACAACACCUGCCCCAGGACGAGGCCUACUGCAUCAUGUGAUCCGAUACACACAAGAGAAUGUUUCAGGUUUUCUUUUUUAAAAGCGAGGAUUUGAAGUGAUGUAACGCACCUUGGCUAAGUGUCUGUUUUGCACAACGAAACCCGAUUUUUGCCAACGAUUGCAGGCACGUUAUUAAGAAUGUUUGAAUAAAUGGUGCAGAGGUUUGACUUUAGGGGGGCGAUAAUGACAAAGCCCUUCUUCAGUUUCUGAUGAUGUACUGUUUGAUUAAUCAGUAGGAAAAGAUCACAACUAUCACCGCUCCAACUAAGUGUGACAGAUGCCAUUUUAAAAUAAUGUUGCCUUAUUUCAGUGGGACACGCCCCAGAGCUUUCAUGAGUUUGUGUCACACGAGGCACAAAACAGACACACAUAGGGAUGAACAAUCCUUCAAUAAAAUGUGCUGCAGACUUUUGAAUAGAAAGUGUUGAUCAGAGCGUUACUAACUCUGAAACACAUCAAGGAACUCAAAGGGGUCUGAACGGAUUAAUAGACCACCCCGGACGCCUUUUCAUGUAAUUCAGAGGAGACUGCAGAAUAUCGAAAUGGACCCAAUAACCUUGGAUGCAUUUCAAUAGGUGUCGUGAACCCGAAGAGCCCCUAACAUGCUUGAUUUUUUUGGACUUGAUUUAGGGCGUGUCAGGUUUUAUUUGUAUCAUAAAAAAAAUAAUUGCCUGUUUUUCCUUUUAUUUGUAAACUAUACAUGUUAAGCAGAUGACACUAUUUUGAAAUAUGACUUGAUUUCAUAUUGUACAGACUGUACGGGAAUGUCUAUUCCUGCUUGUGUGUUUUUAUAUAGCAUUUGUGUGUAUGUGUGUGUGUUUGGCGUGUGUGUGUGUGUGUGUGUGUGUGUGUGUGUGUGUGUGUGUGUGUGUGUGUGUGUGUGUGUGUGUGUGUGUGUGUGUGUGUGUGUGUGUGUGUGUGUGAGAGAAGAGAGGAGGGGAUAUAUUGAUGAUAGAAUAGGUUCCAGUAAUAUUGAGUCAAUAUGAAAAGCAGCCUCGUCUUGGUGUCUCAAAACCAUGCAAAAAUUGAACAAUAUUUAUACGGAAAUGUAUCCUUUAAAUGGAUUUCCGUCAAAUGUAUUCUGAUUUUUUUUCAAGCAAAUGUGAAGUAUGAGGGAUUAUGAAUAAUUACAUAACAACACUUGUGCAUCACAAACAGGCCGGAGGAUUUAAUUACUUGAAUUAUGAUGUAAAUGUAACAAAAUUAGCAAAUGAUGAUCUUGGGAAUGUUUUACUGUUAUGCUGACAAAAAGGAAUGAAGUGGCCCUUAAAGGGAACCUGAAUGUUAUAAGGCCCCCCAGACAACAUAAAUGUCACAAUGUCCUGGAUUUUAAAAUGUUAAAAGGCUGGAUACGACCACAGAGAAGUUUGUUGUGUGGAAAACCGACUACAUGAAGUUGUCUGAAAUGUAAGAUUCAUGUAAUACAAAUGUCAGACCUACAGGAUGUUAGGCAUAGAUAUGUUUGUGCAGUCAAUUUUUCUAAAUGUGGACACUUGCACAGCAUACUGUAUUAGCAUGCAUUCCACUGCAUUUCAUAUUCAAGACUUGGGGGUUACAACUUGUACAGAUGUUGAUAUAAGUGGGAGGAAAAAGUGAAGCAAAAACCGAGGUUCAAACUUUUUACGUCUGGCAUUCCUUCGCGAGAUGAUAUUCUGUAACUGUACAGUUUAACUGAGGUGGUUCUUUUGCCCACUCAUCAAUAAAGACUCUACUUUUGAUGCAUUAUGACAUA